AUGGCUCCCUGUAAUCCUUCUGAAUCUUUAUCUACCGCCACAGGGGCAAUAAUCCAUAGAACAAACGAGGGAUUCGCAAUACAAUUACAUUAUGUUUUGAUUUUGAUAGUCUUGGCACGGUAUUUCAGUCGCAAACUAGCCUCCCUGAAGAAUUACCUCGCUCGUCUUCGAAAUCCAACCUGCAAAACAGAUAAUUCCUCCGUCUCAUCAGAAAAUGGAUCGAUUAAAAGUUCACACCUUAGAGCCAAAAGUUCUCUACCACGUAAAUUACAUGCACGCACGAAAUGGAAGGGUGUGACUGCGACCUGA
Molecule: messenger RNA, 309 nt
Organism: Melampsora larici-populina 98AG31
Lineage: Eukaryota; Fungi; Basidiomycota; Pucciniomycetes; Pucciniales; Melampsoraceae
Exons: 2
Coding region: 1-309 (102 amino acids)
Source: RefSeq, a predicted model, not a curated record